CAGACCAAUCAAUCAAUCAAUCGGACCGUCCUCAAUUUUCAUGUUCUUUUUUUUUUUUUUAAUUUAUAUACAAACAAAAAAGAAACUCGAUUCAUAGACGAUAUUCAUCAAAGCUGAAGCUUUUUGGGAUCGUUGAACCCAGAAAAGUUUGCAACUUUCCAUGUAUCAUCCGACGAGAGGCGGUGUUCGUGGUGGUCGAGAUCAGUUCAGUUGGGAUGAAGUGAAGGCUGAUAAACAUAGGGAGAACUACCUGGGUCACAGUGUCAAGGCCCCUGUUGGACGAUGGCAAAAAGGUAAAGAUCUUAACUGGUAUGCUAGAGAUAAGAAACAAGGGGGUUCCAACACGGAUGCUAUGAAAGAGGAGAUUCAAAGAGUUAAGGAACAAGAGGAACAAGCCAUGAGGGAGGCUCUGGGCUUGGCACCAAAGUCCUCUACAAGACCACAAGGAAAUCGCCUUGACAAGCAAGAGUAUACUGAACUUAUCAAAAGAGGUUCAACAGCCGAGGACCUGGGUGCAGGGAAGGCUGAUGCAGUUUGGGUUCACGGCAUUGGCUACGCAAAGACACCACGACCUUGGGAAGAUCCUAGCACCCUUGCACCACCCUCUCAGACAGAAGAAGCAGGGCCAGCACGUUUGCCAGCAAAUGCUCCAGCGAUCAAAACUGUUGAAGAUGUACCAAAUGAUACUGAGAGGAACCAAGAGAAGGAUAAGCACGAGGAAAGGAAACCUGCGAAGAGAGAUAGGGAAGAGAGACAUGAAAGGCGUGAAAAACAUGAAAAGCGCGAGAAACGUGAGAGGCAUGAAAAGCGACACAGUCGUGAUUCAGAUGACAGGAAGAAGCACAAGAAAGAGAAGAAGGAUAGGAAGAGGAGGCAUGACUCCGACUCCGAUUGAGUUAAACUGUACUGCUGUGUCUCUUGUUCUCUUACAGGGGAGAAGCUGUCUCUUCUGCAAGAUUUAAAGAUCCUUAUCUCAUUUUGUGUUCAAACCAUGGAAGUAAAGAAAAACCCUAUGAAUGUGUUUGUUUGUUGAA
Molecule: messenger RNA, 1034 nt
Organism: Brassica napus (rape)
Lineage: Eukaryota; Viridiplantae; Streptophyta; Magnoliopsida; Brassicales; Brassicaceae
Product: multiple myeloma tumor-associated protein 2 homolog
Exons: 4
Coding region: 161-895 (244 amino acids)
Source: RefSeq, a predicted model, not a curated record